CAGUCAGAAAGUUGUAAUAAGUAUGAGGGCCGUCAUCCCACUGCUGGUGCUGCUGUUCUCCAUGUGUGGAGCUCAGACUCAGAGCACCCAGACUGAAGUUCAGACAGAGAGCCAGAGCACUGGGGCUGCUGCUGCUGCUGUGGUCACUACCACGCUGGACGUCGCUACUGAGCUUGCUCGACUCAGAGACACCGUUGAUGAGCUCGGAACCACAGUGGUGGAGCUGAGAGUGACUCUGACCUUCACCCAGAAUGAGCUACAGAACACCAAAUCACUGCUGUACACAGUGGAGGAUGAGAACAAUGCUCAGGAGACAAAGCUGGCCGUUAUGAAGACAGAGAUAGAGAAUCUGAAGAUGGAAAACACAGCACAAGAGACAGAACUGGCAGUGAUGAAGGAACGACUGGUGGCCAGUGAGACUAAAGUGGACGCUCUGGAAAGGGUGAAUGCAGCACAAGAGGCAGAACUGACAGCAGUGAAGACUGAAGUGAUGAACCUGAUCAAGGCAAAUGCAGCACAAGAGACAGAGAUGGUCAAACUGAAGAUGGAAACUGCAGCACAAGAGACCAGACUGUCUGCCAGUGAGACUGAGGUGGAGAACCUGAAGAUGGAAACUGCAGUACAGCCCAAGGUGGCAUUCUCAGCAGGUCUGACUGACUCAGGAAACAUAGAGUCUGGGAAUACUGACCUGAACUUGGUCUUCACUAAAAUCAUCACCAAUGUUGGACAGGCCUACAGCAGCACAACAGGUUUCUUCACAGCUCCAGUCAGGGGAGUCUACUACUUCAGAUUCACUGUCAUGGAUCACCUAACUUCACGCUUUAUGUUCAUCAGGAUGUAUAAGAAUGGAGAGCAGAUCAUGCAGUUAGUGGAGUAUGAUGCUGAUGGACAGGCCACCUAUCUGUCCAGUGGUGCUACUCUGCAGCUGGAGGAGGGAGACGUAGUUAACAUGCGACUCCCUACAGGAGGCUACAGGCUCUAUGAUGAUGUUAAUAAUCUCAGCACCUUCAGUGGCUUCCUGCUGUUUCCUCUCUGA
Messenger RNA from Sardina pilchardus (European sardine), 1036 nucleotides. Its product is annotated as heavy metal-binding protein HIP-like. The coding region runs from base 23 to 1036 and encodes 337 amino acids. The record is from RefSeq and is a predicted model, not a curated record. The transcript is spliced from 2 exons. Lineage: Eukaryota; Metazoa; Chordata; Actinopteri; Clupeiformes; Clupeidae. Gene Ontology annotation, molecular function: protein binding.